ACAUAUAUAUAGUUUAAGUUUUUGUACACAAUGGAUUCGGAAUAUGCUUAUACGAAGAAGAGAAUGCAUUUCGGGAAGAGAUGCAAUUUUUCCGACUUCGACAAAACAGAUGUGGAAAUUAAAUCGAAUCCAGUGUUGAUGAAUAAUUAUGUUAGAAUGGAUCCCGUGACACACGCUACGCAAUGCAGUAAAGUCUUUGCGGUUCACGAGGUAAAUACAACUACUGCAACGUAUAGGGAUAAUAAAAUGUUUCAUUAUGAGGGUGGCUGGCCGAAGGACAUAAAUAUGAAGGAUCUAGAACAGACAGUCAGAUACAGACGUAAGAUCGAGAAAGAUGAAUUGUAUAUUCAUACAAUGCUUCAGCUGCUACCUUCGAUGGAGCACUGUAUUUUGCAAAACAACGCUUGCAACAUUUACGAAGAAUACUUCGACGAUGUGGAGGCAACCCCACUGAUACAAAGAGCUUUCUCGCGCACGGUGAACGUUUACCGUGAUCCUUUAACGAUGAAACGGCAGAUCACUCAUCUGUCGUGGUCGCCAGAUCAAGGUAAUCGCUUUGCGGCUAGUUAUUGCAACGUUGAUUUCAAAAAAACUUUUAGCAACAAUUACACGUCGUACAUCUGGGAAGUAGAGAAUCCAAAUAAUCCUUACAUUACGCUGAAACCUUUUUGUCCGAUUCUAACGUUGGAAUACAGCCCGAAGGAUAGCAACACCUUGAUAGGUGGUCUGAUAACUGGACAGGUGGGUUAUUGGGACCUUAGAAGAGGUUCAGAAAUGAUAGACAUUAGUUCGGUUGAGUUUAGCCAUAGAGAUCCCUGUGACAAAACCCUAUGGAUUAAUUCCAAGACUGGUACCGAGUUUUUUAGCGCCUCGAAAGAUGGACAGAUAAAGUGGUGGGAUACCAGAAAGUUGCAAAUUCCAACAGAAACUUUAGUGAUAGAUUUAUCGAAGCCGGAAAAUCAAAACGUGGACAAAGCUACCGGUAUCUCGGCUCUUCAAUUCGAACCUUCGAUGGGAACACGUUUCAUGUGUGGCUUGGAAAACGGUAUUGUAAUAUCGGGAAAUCGCAAAGGUAAAACACCCGGUGAAAAAAUUGCAACUAGAUUUAGAGCCCAAUAUGGACCGGUUAUAAGUCUAGAAAGAAACCCAACGUUCGUAAAAAACUUUUUGACGGUCGGUGAUUGGACCUCGAGAAUUUGGUCGGAAGAUUGUAGAGAAUCCUGCAUAGCAUGGACUCCCGGCCAUCGAGACUUUAUAACGGGUGGUGCAUGGAGUGCUACACGUUAUUCUGUGUAUUAUCUGAUCAAAGUUGAUGGGACUUUAGAUGUGUGGGAUUUUUUAAUUCAGGAGGAUAGCCCAGUUCUCAGCAUAAAGGUCUGCGACGAAAGUUUGACCUGUUUACGACCGCAUGAGCAGGGUCAACUGGCUGCAGUGGCGAAUAAAAAGGGCUCGACUUAUCUGCUCGAAUUUUCGGAGGCUUUAACGGUUAAUCAAAAGAAUGAUAAACUGCUAUUAACUGCGCUUUUCGAUCGUGAAACGCGUCGUGAGAAAGUAAUAGAAGCAAAAAACAGAGAACAACGAUUGAAAAUGAGGACUUUGAAGAUGCAUGGUGAGUCAGACUUUACCGAUGUUUCCUUGAAACCAGAUGAACGGGAAGAGUCUAAGGAAUCUUCUGCCGGUUUGAAGAACGCACUGAUAGUGCAAUGCGAACAGGAAUACGAAAAUAUAAUUAAUGCGGAAUUAACACGACAAGCGGAAACAAAUACCGUUGAAUUGAAUAAUAAUGUGAUGCAGAACGAAAAAGAUAUAUAUAUGAUGAAUGCUGCGCAGAAUUUGCAAAAUAUGCAGUAUGAUUUAUCAAUAUUGUUCCAAUUGCCACGACGAACACAAAGGCGGAUAUUGGGGCAGUAUUUAUACCCGCUGGUUUAUAACAUUCACCCGAAUUUUAUGCCUGACAAGCUCACGGAUAUCCUACUAGAUCUCAAUUCUAUUGGAGCAUUGAUUGCUAUGCUAAGUGACUCGGGGUUGUUCCAUCUGAAACUCAUAGAUGCUGUUAACGUGCUUCAAACUUAUUACGCUAUGACAAACUGAAAAGUACCAUCGAGGAGCCACAACGAAAUUCGAAAUCAUCUACGGCUGUAAAUUUACUGCCAACGCUACAGUUAUUGAAAAUACAGUUUACGUUACGUACACUAUAGAUUUCCAUUCCCUGGUUUUCAGUAAUGAUAAUCAAUUUUGGAACACACCCUAUAUACGCCAUAACGCUUCGCUUAUCUUAGC
This is a messenger RNA of Mycetomoellerius zeteki, 2280 nucleotides long. Its product is annotated as dynein, axonemal, intermediate chain 2. The transcript has 11 exons. The coding region runs from base 31 to 2091 and encodes 686 amino acids. Gene Ontology annotation, molecular function: RNA binding; dynein light chain binding; dynein heavy chain binding. NCBI's taxonomy places the organism in Eukaryota, Metazoa, Arthropoda, Insecta, Hymenoptera, Formicidae. Gene Ontology annotation, biological process: outer dynein arm assembly; cilium movement. Gene Ontology annotation, cellular component: outer dynein arm. The record is from RefSeq and is a predicted model, not a curated record.